AUGAGCAGCGGAUCUUCAGGGGACGCGUACGCUGAGGACGCCUUCGAGGACGACGAGCAGGACCUUAACAUCAACGAUGGGCCCAUCGAUGCUCAUGCGGGCGAUGGCUAUUCGGACGACGACUUUGAGCUCGACGAGGUUCCCACAGCGUCACUGGACAACCCGCUUGGCGUCAAUGUCGUUGUCCCAUUGCUGCACGACGAGGAGCUUCAACCGUCGUGCCGUACACGCGCGCCGCCAACGCUGCCAGCGCUCAAUACCUUUGUCGUUGCCAAGCUUCGUCGCCUUCACGCAACGCCGGUCGACACGCGCUUGCAGGUCCCCGUGCCCGCUGCCCUACUCGCCCGGCUUGGCCGACCGCGAUCGCUCUUUACGUACACAGCGUACCACACGAGCCGGCUCCAGGACCAGGCGUGGGCGAGCCAAGUCGACGCGCUCUACGCGCGGCGUCCGGAUCCGCUCGCGAUCGCUGCUGCCGCCAUGAGUGCACUUCGUCCCGCCUACGCGCCUCUCGAUCCCACGUAGCGAUGUCACAAA
Messenger RNA from Saprolegnia diclina VS20, 537 nucleotides. RefSeq lists its product as hypothetical. Bases 1 to 525 code for a protein of 174 amino acids. The record is from RefSeq and is a predicted model, not a curated record. Lineage: Eukaryota; Oomycota; Saprolegniomycetes; Saprolegniales; Saprolegniaceae. The transcript has 2 exons.